CAUCACAGCAUCACAGCAUCACAACAUCACCAAGGCUCAAAGACAAUCAAAGACAAGUUACCUACAUCAAGCAACUAAAACAUGCCCGCCUUUCGUCCAACUCCCCGCCUGUCGGCCGCUGCCCUUCCCAAUCCUUCUUCCCUCCCCAGAGCAGUUCCCAAGGGAGUAGCAGCCAAUGUUGUUGUUCCAGGCAUCGUGGUGGCGGCAUCAGUAUACGGCGUAAUCAGCUACAUCAAAAACCAACUGCAACAUGAGUCAUCCACCAUCGACAAGAUGUUUGCCCAAAAAAACACCCCCGCCGUGGAAGAAUCGAGACGGAGAAGUCUCUUGGUGGAUACUGAAGGCGACCCGAGGAGAACGCCCUACAACAUUCUGAACUGGAAAUAGAGGAUGCGAGAUUGUUUUGCUUUUAGGGACUGGGAGUGGCGCUGGUUGGAUUUAGUCAGCAUAGGUAGCCUGUGGCAUUUUGGGUUUUGUGCAAAGGGAAGGUGGCUCAAAUAAUAUGAAUUUUCUACCUAUGACUAG
Podospora pseudocomata is the source of this 525-nucleotide messenger RNA. RefSeq lists its product as uncharacterized. The transcript has 2 exons. The record is from RefSeq and is a predicted model, not a curated record. NCBI's taxonomy places the organism in Eukaryota, Fungi, Ascomycota, Sordariomycetes, Sordariales, Podosporaceae. Bases 82 to 387 code for a protein of 101 amino acids.